Spizellomyces punctatus DAOM BR117 is the source of this 758-nucleotide messenger RNA. RefSeq lists its product as uncharacterized. The transcript has 2 exons. The record is from RefSeq and is a predicted model, not a curated record. Bases 148 to 636 code for a protein of 162 amino acids. Gene Ontology annotation, cellular component: cytoplasm. Lineage: Eukaryota; Fungi; Chytridiomycota; Chytridiomycetes; Spizellomycetales; Spizellomycetaceae.
CUCCUACGCCCAACAUCAUAGUAGUGCUCUGCUAAAAUAGGCACAAAAGUCAUUCAAUUCCUUCAGAAACGUUUUCCCAAUCAUCCCGUGCCAGGCGAUCUCGAGCUGUCUGCGGAACAGCGGGGACUCUCUCUCGCCUUCACACGGAUGGUGUCUGAGCACACUGUUGCCUGUAUGGGAUACUCUCGCAAUGUCGAAAAUGUAGAGUACACUUUCCGCGCAUACACGGGCAUCCCAGUCGACAGCCCGCUUCCGUUAUUUAUGCGCCUCAUUGCACGACUUGUCAAAAGGUCGACUGGAAAGAGAUUGAAGCUUCAGGGCCUCGGAAGACACACCCGGGAUGAAAUCUAUGAAAUUGGAUGUCGCGAUCUCAAGGCGAUUGCCGACUUUUUAGGCAACAAGCCAUUCAUGAUGGGAGACAAACCGACUACAGUCGAUGCUUCAGUAUUUGCGAUCCUUGCGUCCAUCAUGUGGAUUCCUGUCGAGUUUCCAAUGAAAAGCCAUGCGUAUCAAGAGCUGCCCGUUUUGGACCAAUACCUCCACCGCGUGAGAAAGCAAGUCUGGGGCAACACUGUUGAAACGUGGUAUACCGGAGGUGAGGAGGCGGCGAGAAUGUAUACGCGCCUUGAUCAAUGAUUUGUGGAUAGUUGAAACAAGUUUACAAUGUAUAAAGAGCAAAUGUUGUGCAAGAGUCAAUGUGCAUGAGGUUGCAAAAUGAUAUGCACAUCUGUGCGUCCGUUAUCCCGCUCGGAACCGAC